This is a messenger RNA of Sander lucioperca (pikeperch), 8394 nucleotides long. Its product is annotated as probable G-protein coupled receptor 21. Gene Ontology annotation, cellular component: membrane. Bases 4573 to 5808 code for a protein of 411 amino acids. Gene Ontology annotation, molecular function: G protein-coupled receptor activity. NCBI's taxonomy places the organism in Eukaryota, Metazoa, Chordata, Actinopteri, Perciformes, Percidae. The transcript has a single exon. Gene Ontology annotation, biological process: G protein-coupled receptor signaling pathway. The record is from RefSeq and is a predicted model, not a curated record.
AUUGUGUUACUGCAUGAUAUUCAACCACCUUUUUCUUACAAAAUUGGGCAAAUGUAGUCUUCUAAGGUGUGUAAAUGAGCAUACACACAUACGGUAUGUGUAGUGUAGACAAUGUGAUCAGAUAAACACAGGCCCGGUCCCCGGACCUGCUGCGCCAGCCUCCUGUGGAGAGCAAAAACAAGUGCUCAUAUCUAUCUGUCUGCCUGUCUGUCUCUGUCUGACCCACAUAAUGACCUGUAUGCCUGCCUCUCUGUCUAUCUGUCUGUCUUUAUAAUCGUAUGUAUUUGUGUACGCCUGACUCUGACUCCUUCCAACUUCUACCUAGACCUGUUUGGGCUUCUGUCAACUUGUGUUUCUUCCUGCCUUUCUCUGUCUGCCUGCUCAUUUGUGUUUUGUCACACUGUCUGCUUGCCUCUUUUUUGCUUCUCUCCCGCUGUCUUGUCAGCCUGACGUGUCUGCUUCUUUCUUUUUUUCCCCAUGUGACUGUAUGCCUGCCUGUGUCUCUGUCCCAUAGGUUUAUGUGCAUUACUGUUCCGACUUCAGCUGAAAUACUUUAAGAUGUUUUUGUAUUCUACUUUGAAGCCAGUUUCCCACAUUAUCACAAAGCAUAUUAUUUUGCAGUUGAAUGUGAACAGGCUGGAAUUUUAUAAUAAUGUUUUUGUCUGUGAGUAUGUAACAACUCUCACCACCUUUGCCUGAUGUUGGUAUUUAUGUACUAGCUUUAGGUGCUCUGAAGAGAGCACAGAGAUGAACAUAAUUAAUUCUCUAAUAUAAAAGAUUGUGUAUUCUCUGUCCAGUUCCUAGAAAUUCUUUUUAUUUCUAUUCUUAUUAGGCAUUCCUCAGAUUAAUAAAAACCUCAGAUAGAACAUCAGUUCACCAGUUCUUUUUUUAAAUGUUUUUGUUAUAUCAUGUUUAUACAAAAGUUGGCACGAGUGACUGCUUAUUUUUAUAUUUAUAUAAAAGCAGAACAGAAUUAUCAGGAUUAUGAGCCACCAGCUGGGUGGUGGUGGACAGUGGGUGUUAAUAAUAAUCCGAUGGAAGUCAGCCAGUAUGGCACUUGCAAGUUAUUAUCUUAUUAUUUAAAUAGUGCUUAUUUUAGCUUGUCAAACAGAUAAUAUAUCACAUUGUUGAUGAUUUAUUAAUUUUGUGUUAUUUAAGUAACAAUACAGAACAUUGGCUGAUAUUCUACAGAGGAAUCACUGGUGAAGCAUUCAUUGUAUUCUACCCCAACAAUAACUACAGCAAUGUCAGUAAAGAGCAAACAUUAUCUUAACAUAACACAUAAUUAACAUCCUCAGCUUUUUUCUUUUCCUUAAAACCAUACAUGCUUUACAGAAGUUUAGGACCAUUGUGUUGUUGCCAAGUUUGCGGCAGCUACUGGAAGCCUGUCCUUCAGUGGUUGACAGGCAAUGAGGAAGCAUAAGUUAGACAGCUAACACGACUAAGUUAUGCUCAGCCUUGCAACCAGCUAAUAGUACAUCGCGCUCUUCCUUCUUACUCGUUCUCAUAACUCCCUGAUUUGUUCUUGCAAUAUUGUAUGACUUUUUCUUUCACCUCUUCUUCCACUCACCUAUGAUGAGCUCUGUGUUACUUUUGAGUCUCUUCCCUUUCUCUCAUUCCUCUUCUAAUUCCAACAGUUUUCAUUGUACUGUCAUCUAUUUUUAGCUCCUCGUGUGGUGGGCAGAGGAGGUGCGUGAAAGCAUGGGAGUGUGUCUGGAUUGCGGGGGAGAAAGGUGUGUGUGUGUGUGUGUGUGUGUGUGUGUGUGUGUGUGUGUGUGUGUGUGUGUGUGUGUGUGUGUGUGUGUGUGUGUGUGGGACUGUGUGGGACUGUGUGGGUAUGUUUUGGUCUCCAUCACGCUACACCAAAUUGCCCUGCACGAGACACCCUGCAGUCUUCAGAAAGCCAUUAGGGUGAGGAUCUAGCAGCACUAAAUCUGACAGUGAUUAUUAACCACUGAUGUUUCUAAUUGUCAAGGAUUGUGAGUAAUUAAAUGCAAUCAGCACAUCAUAUGAUCUAAAAAUAACUGACUUGGUAAUUGUUCUAGCAUAGAUUCAGUAGGCUCUUUACAGAAGGACUGACUGGGACUUGCUAUAGCUAACAUGUUUGAGAAAAUUAAAUACUAAGUGUUCAACUGAGUCCUUUAGAGCCUUGCAAUACAAAUCUGGCUGUUGAUGUUGCCUGGAGGGAGAUUAAAAGUUGACUGGUGAGGUCAUGCUACCUGGGUGUAGCUGACUGUGUCAAAGCAACUCUCAUGCUAAGUGGAGGCGCAGCAUCUGCUGAUGCAUGCAAAAGUAAGUAGUUAAGUAGUUGCCACUUAGUACUGUAGAUUUUUAAGUGUCCAUACAGUUAUAGUCUCUCUCUCUUGCUCUUUUAGAGACACAUGCAUAGAGUUGCACAUAGAGUUGCAAAGAAAAAAAACACGUAGGCCAUUGUGUAAUGAUACAUUACAUAAGUACCAUUAUUAAACAAGGUUUACUUGUAAAGGCAUGAGUACUGAGUACUGUGUGAGCAUGGGCUUUUUUUUUUAGAAUGUGAUAUUAUUUCAACGUAUUCAGGGCAUAUUACAGGGCUAGUAAGAUAUACACUUUUACAUUAUUAUUAAUGAUAAAACAGUUCUAUACAUAUAAUUUAAAGCAAUUCAUUUCUCAGUUAGACAAUGUGGCCUUAGAAAAUGUUAAUUUUAGCAUCACUAGACUUUUAUUUUUUAUCUGAACUUUCUGAACUUCCUCCAUUGAAGUGCGCCUUUCAGUCUCUCCUUUACUUGCAGUUUGCACCUAGAAGGCAGAGCCAGUUACUAAUUGCAUAAUUACUUGAUGCGUUGGUGAAUCAGCUACAAAUUACACGCAGGCUGUGAGGGCAAAUUAAAUUAUUUGCACUGUGCUUUCAUGUAUUUAAAUCUGUCUCUCAGUCUCUUAAGCUUUUAUAUUGCUGCUGUUUAUUAUUAGUAGGUUACAAAUAUAUUUCUUUUAUUCAGUUUUAUUCAGUGUAUGGCGUACCAGCAUGAACAAAUCAGAGAGUCAGUAAAGAUGCAGUUAUGGCUUCCUAGGUAAACAAUUAGAGAAAGUUUUAACACAUUAGACUGGAUGAAUUCUUACACAAGAAACUAAAGACUAUCUGUUAAAUAAUGGCACUGUCUGUGCUUUAUAAAUACAGAAGCAGAUUAUAAACCCACACAGAUACAGUGAGAUCUGAUUUCUCUGUGCAGCAAUAAGCACAUACUUUGUGUAUAGUAGUCCACAUGCGAAGAUGCACAAAACUGUAGGGAAAGACGCUUUCCUGUCCUGUAUGUCCUUGGUUUACAAUCAAAUUGAAAAUAGAAAUAUUUCCUGUAAACUGCACCCAGGCAUGCAUUUAUUGUUUCCCUGCAAACAAAUACAAUACCUUUUCUGCACUGUAGAACGACAAUGUCCAUUCUUACAACUCAAAAAUGUCCUAUCUUUUGGGAAUGAGGUGAGAGGCUACUGAGAUGUUAACGGUCAAAAGAGCUGGGUUAACACUGAAUGUUACUAAUUUAAACAGUGUGAAAGAGUAUGUUUGAAUUUUAGGGCGAUUAUGAGAACCACUGGCAUAGAAAAAACAGGGAGGGGUGAGAGGGUUGGAGAAAGAGGCAAGCCUCGUGCCCUUGCAGUUAAUCAUUGGUUGGAGCCACAGGGAAGGGGAGGGGCCUCAGUGUCACUGUUUCUGUAGAGAGAGAGGCAGAGGGAGCAAGAAAGAGAGAGACAGCAAAGGAGGAUAAAUGAACACGGGGGUUCUCCCAGCAUCGGUAUGACUGCCUACCUCAUUUCCAGUCCAGACACAGUUGCUGCUCCUCUGGAUAGAAAUAACAGCUGAGGUGUGUUUGCAUGUGUGUUCGCAUGUUUUAAAUAUCAGUCACUCCGUGCACCGCCUUCAUUCUCUCAGCUAACGCCAGUCUGCUGUGAUUUUACUGCGAAGGACCAGACAGAAACUGUGACAAGAGCAAGCGGACAUGGAGGAGUGGUGAAAAGAGGGGUAAAGGAGAGCCAAGAAACACAAGGAAAAAGGAAGAAGAAACAGGAGAGAAGCAGAAGGACAGAAUAAAAAGGAGAUAUUAUGCUUAAUGUCUCCUUCCCUCAAUUCAUUAACGCAGCACAUUCCACAAUAAUGUCUUUUCAUUGUAAGCUGUGACUCUGGACUAUAGACACAUAAGAGAGCUUCAAUCAUUGCUUUCUACAGCUGCAGCAGAUGUUGAAGACGUCUUUGACUUUAUAGGGAGCGGAGGCAUUUCAGGCAUAGAUUGGACUAGAAUUCCUUUAAACAAAGUCACAUUCUGGUUUUUUUUCUCGUUUUUGUGCCUUUAGCUGGGAAAUUUGCUUUACUGAUUAAAAGGAAUACACACGUUUUUUUUUGUGUGUUAAUCUGUUUUUACACUGGUGGUUUUCUAUCUUUGUGUAAAACCACAACUGCCUGCACCGAGGACAAACCCAGGGGGCUUCCUCACCUCUCGCUGUCCUUUCCAUCCCUCCUGCAUUUGAAAUGGCAGAUGGCAGCAGUCUCAUCAUGGAACCGCAGCAUGCAGCUUUUUGUUUGGACUGAAACCAUACAGCUACAAGAUGAUGAAUUCCUCCCUGGAUCCACUGAACCAAAGCUCUGCUGACCCGUCAAACUUAUCUGCUCCCUUCUGCCUGCUUGAGAUAGGCUAUUCCCAGAUUUUCACCACCUGCCUGCUUGAAGUCUCUAUCAUACUUCUCCUCACUGUUCUCAUAAUUUCUGGAAACCUGGUGGUGAUUUUUGUGUUUCACUGUGCCCCCUUGCUUAGCCAGCACACCACCAGUGCUUUCAUCCAGACUAUGGCAUACGCUGAUCUGCUUGUGGGGGUCAGCUGCCUGUUCCCCUCUCUGUCCCUCCUUCAUCACCUCAAGGGCCUCGACCCCAAACUCACCUGCCAGGUGUUCGGGUACAUGGUGUCUGUUUUGAAAUCAGUUUCAAUGGUGUCGUUAGCGUGUGUGAGUGUAGACCGCUACAUUGCCAUCACACGAUCUCUGACUUAUGCAUCCCUGGUGACACCUUGUCGAAUUCGAUGCUGCAUCGUUCUAAUAUGGUUGUACUCUGCUCUAGUGUUUCUCCCAUCUUUUCUGGGGUGGGGGAAACCUGGUUACCACGGGGAUGUGGUGGAGUGGUGCGCAGUUGAAUGGAGGACUCGUCCGGCCUUCACAACCUUUAUUGUUGCACUGCUCUACGCCCCAGCUGCUCUCACUGUUUGCUAUACCUACGCCAACAUCUUCAAGAUCUGCCGGCAGCACACGCGGGAGAUCAGCGAGCGCCGCGCACGAUACAAACCCCAACAGCUGCAGGGCCCAGGAUUGACAGUGGGAUCUGCGUUCAAGGACAACAGUGCAGUAGAGCAAGGGCAGUUGCCCCACUUGUCUCAACCACAAAAAUCGCAACCACAGUAUCAGCAGCCCACAUCAACAUACCCAGACAAGCGAUACGCUAUGGUACUGUUCCGCAUUACCAGCGUGUUUUAUAUCCUCUGGUUGCCCUACAUCCUCUACUUUCUGUUGGAGAGUGGAGGGAUCUAUCACCACCCUGCAGCCUCAUUCCUAACCACAUGGCUUGCCAUCAGCAACAGCUUCUGUAACUGUCUCAUCUACAGCCUCUCCAACUCUGCCUUCAGGAAGGGCCUCAAACGUCUCUGCUCCUUCUGUUUACAGCGCAGUGGAAGUGGCAGUGGCUUCGGGGUUAGGAACACUAAAAAGGCUUUUGUUGGUUCUGUUGAAAAAGGAUGUGGAGUGCCGGCGUAUGGAUACGGACAUGGGGAAAUAGGAAUUGGCACAUGUCAUGUGUAGGGCACACAAAAAGGAAACCCUUGUGCCAAGUUGGCAUUUGAACUUUUUAAAAGCCUGAUGUGAUUGCUGUAAUAUGUCUCCUCUUUUAAGCUUAAAUGUGCUGUAAAGAGAUGGAAGGAGGCAUUGAUCCGUCACUGCUGUUUCUGUCGCAUUUGGAGGUUACACCGGCGUCCUCUCUGCAGACGCCACAGCUAGCAAAGACAGAGAAAGGGAGUCAAGAAUAAAACACUGAAGGAGAAAAGGCCUAAAUAGCCCUGCAAGGUGUUUUUAAAAUGGUCCUAGAAACCCAGCAUACUGUACUGUGUAUGGACAGGGAUGAUAGAUGGAAAGGGUUGGGAAGAAGGAGAAAAAGGUGUCUAAAAAAAUCUCACACACAUUUUUUUACACAGAAAUGAACUCUUUUGAGGUUAAACACCAAUUUUAUCUAUCAGUUUCCUUUAAUGGCAAGUGAAUCCUUAACUUAUUUUGCUAAAACAACACAAAACGUUCCAAGAAAAGUGUUCUGAAAGACUGUAUGUGAAACAAUGUGACCUUUGUUGCCAGAUUAUCAGCACAGUAUGAGUUAAAUGCAAAAAAGAAGACAGUUGAUGCUGUGUUUUUGUAAUGUGGUGCUAAGGUGAAGCUCUUUAAAUAUGUUUUUACGUGCCCCUACCCCCUCAGUAUCUGAAUACAAAAAGUGAUGCAACAGUUUGUGUAUUUGUUGUCUUUUGUUGUUGACUGAUUGAUCGAGCUUAGUCAGUCAAAAAGAAAUGGAAAGAACAACUGUAGGUCUUAGACUUAGUACGUAGUAUGUCAUUUUCGAGUUAGUUUGCAUUGACUGAAGUGAUUAUGCUUUGUCGGUAUCAAGACAUCUAUACAUCAACUUUGAAAUUUCAGAUUGUUAUAAUUUUAUGAUCGAUGUAAUGUCUUUUACUAGGUCGUAGGUUCACAUAUUGAGCCGGCUGUUUGUAAUAUGUGAGAUGAGAUGCUACCCAGCUCGGGUGUACGACUGUUAACCUGACAAACAGCAAACAUUAUUUUCAGUUAAUUUAUCGUUCAAUUCAUUUUUCAAAUCUUUGUCAGUUUCAUUGCACCUUUGUGGUUUUGAUUAUGUAACUAAACUUAUUUCAUAAGACUCCGAUCAGACAGAGCAGAUGUUUUGCAGGUUGCCUAGUAAUAGUAGUAAAUGAUGUUGGGCGCUUUUUCCGCUCUGAGUAGAAGUUAUUUCAACAUGAGGCGUUUAGGGCGCUGUUGCAAAAAUGCAAGGCGCAUACAGCGGAAAAACGCGAGGCACUCAGGCUCCCAAAAGCAGUGAACAAAAUGCUUAAUUCACCUUGAAAACAAUUUUAAAAAGCUGCCCCAGGCUGCUUAAACAUGCUCUGUCUGAUCGGGCCUAACUGUGUCCAAGGAAAAGCAAGACCAAGGCUUUUUAUCAAUGGUAAAAACGUUAAGCUCUUAAAUGAAUAACCCUUGAACUGUGAUCCUGACCCCCUGUCUCUGCGAUUGGCUGAGAGUAAUAGUCUAAUGAGAAGUCUUAUGUGAUUGUGGAAAUAUAAUAUAAAUAUUCUUGUGAAUAAUGACCUUUUUACAAACCUAGGUGUAUGCUGUAUUGUGACUAUUAUUCUGCCCACUUUCAGGGACUAGUACACACACACACACACACACACACACACACACACACACACACACACACACACACACACACACACACACACACACACACACACACACACGUGGGUUCUUUUCACUCUUAACUUGAUAUUUAAUACAAAUUUAUCAAAGCCAAUAAUAUGUCAAAAUGACUCCAAGUGUACAUACUGUGUCAUAAACUCAAACAUUGUGAACCAUUAUCUCUAUUUUGAACCAUGGAGAAUCAUUUUACAAUUUAUUUAGGUGCAGAUAAUCUAACUUUAUACAUUUUAUCUAAUCUACCAAAGAAAGUUCAUUUGGUUAAAUGAUAUUGUUUUCUAAAUAUCUAACAUAUGAAGAUUUAGUUAAGUGCGAUUUAGUAAGAGGGGGUUUUACACAAACUUUGUGUAGUUCCACUGCACUGUGUUGGCCCAGUGAUGCCUUGUCCGCAUGAGUAUGACUGUUUCAGUAAAGUGAUAUAUUGUUGCCUUGAUAUACAAAUGAAAAUGAAUUGUUGGGAAAGUAUUUUCCUUACAUUUAGCGAGGGCUUAAUUUAUAGACAUGCAACUGUUUUUAGAGGCAACAGCACAGACUGAAAAUAAAAAUAUACAUUAGCCAGCCUAAAAUUCCACACUCCAUACAGAAUAACCUGAACCCCAUCUGUUGUGUAAAGUAAUGUCAUUGUUAAUUCAGCUACUCUCUUGUGUAAAACUGAAAUCAACCAGGAACAAACACAUGACUCAAAACUGUUAAUGGUGUUUGUAUUUUAAAUUAUUUGUUUGUGUGUGUUUGAGUGUGUGUAUGUAGGUGUGUUAGGAUGUGACCAUUGGUUGAAUUUAACUGUUUACGGUGUUCUAGCAAGGCUGCUAACAGUGUUUCAUUGCUUUAUUAGCUGCACAUCACAUCUCUCGAAUACACUGUAUUUUGUGAGUGUACUGAAUGUGAGUAUGAUGUGCUAUUGUGGUAGAUUCAUGUUGU